CACGGACCAUACCGGCCAAAAAUUGCCAGCCGCUCAACUCACCGCCGCAAAACAUGUCUGCAGAAGCACCAACCCUUCAUGUGCCGCACCAUCCGUGGCGACUGCAUCAAGAAAUGCCGCUAAUUUGGAUCCUUAUCAUAAUUCAAUUUUUAUUUUGCCUUCUUUUUAAUCUUAUAACCAAUAAUUUCCCCCAAUAUUGCAGAAACCUGCGAAGUGAGAUUGGUAGCGCACGAAACCAUGGCACUGCUGCUCCACGGUUUGUCGCUGAUCCAUCUUCCUCUGUCUAGCGUCGUGUUUUCGACUCUCCUCCACAGUGCCUGAAAUCCAUACUCCCUCAUCCACGGUGCGUGAAAUCCCUAAUCUCCUAUCCACCCUGCGCCUCUGUGUGGUUGUGGAGUCGCGCGGCUGCCCUCCGUCCUUCUCUUACCGGCGUCGAACUUUCCCAUCUCCUCCAUGGUGUGUGAAGCCCUUAAACCCUCCUCCCCCUGCGCCAAUCUGAGCUAUCGCGGCCUCUCCCCUCACUGGUUGCGGAUUAUAGCAAUGUCAGUCGUGCCGGUUGAUAGCAUCCCUUCGUUGAAUAGUGAUCUCUUCUACGACAUAUUACGACGUCUUGAUGGCCCUACCCUAGCUAGUGCAGCAUGUACCUGUGCAGCGUUUUGUUCCAUUUCAAAAGAAGAAAGUUUGUGGGAAAAUGUGUGUUCAUCUGUGUGGCCUGCAACCAACAGGAAAGAUAUCAAAAGCUUAAUAUCAUCCAUGGGGGGAUUCAGAAAGUUUUAUGCGGAUUGUUUCCCACUUAUAGUAAACAAGGAAGUCGCGGAUUAUCAAGAGAAGAACUUUCUUGAGUACCCGGAUGAUUGGACCGAGGCAGAAUACUAUGGUGAUAUGAGUGAGUUCAAAAGCCUCUCUCCAUCGGAUUUCAUCUCUGUAGUCGACAUUAGAUUUAAAGAUAAGGCAAUCUGCUCGAAAGUUCAAUGGGGUGUCGGAGUUCCAAAUGCUAAUGGAUAUGAUGGUUGGUUCUACAACUGCCCCUUUAGGAUUGAUCUCCUCACAUAUGUCGGAGUUCCAAAUGCAUUUUAUAAGAAAUUAAAUGACUCCUCACACUGAUUAAGUUUAUAGACAGUACUUUAACAUAUAUGUUUUGAAAGAAACUAUUAAAUUUUAUAUAAUUGAAUUUUCAUAUAA
This is a messenger RNA of Arachis stenosperma, 1182 nucleotides long. Its product is annotated as F-box protein At2g27310-like. The record is from RefSeq and is a predicted model, not a curated record. The transcript is spliced from 2 exons. NCBI's taxonomy places the organism in Eukaryota, Viridiplantae, Streptophyta, Magnoliopsida, Fabales, Fabaceae. Bases 454 to 1104 code for a protein of 216 amino acids. Gene Ontology annotation, molecular function: protein binding.